Molecule: messenger RNA, 2650 nt
Organism: Xyrauchen texanus (razorback sucker)
Lineage: Eukaryota; Metazoa; Chordata; Actinopteri; Cypriniformes; Catostomidae
Product: ADP-ribosylation factor-like protein 14
Exons: 1
Coding region: 1325-1912 (195 amino acids)
Biological process (GO): intracellular protein transport; vesicle-mediated transport
Cellular component (GO): cytoplasm
Molecular function (GO): GTPase activity; GTP binding
Source: RefSeq, a predicted model, not a curated record
UACAAGGGGGUGUGAACCCAGUAGUUUAGUGGAUGAAACAUAUAAAUGUGAAUUUGCUCACAUUUUUGGCACAAACUUUUCUGAGGAUCUUUUUCACACACGUGCAGUUGUAGCUAGAGAAAAUGGGUCUGUGCAGUUCUAAGACAUCUGAGCAAGUGCAUGAGCAAUUUAACGAGAUCAUGUCACUUACAACUAUAAAGUUGACUGAGAAACACAUUUCUGGCAUUUCACAACAUGGGAAAGCGCGAGCGGAGGUCUCUCAGAAUGAACAUAGAGUGAAGACUCCAUCUGACAGAAGGCGAUGUGGCUGCAACAGUCAUGACAAGUGCUCGGGACUGGUUUUCGUGGCAGACUCAACUGGUGGUGUGUGGAUUGAUAAAGCUAUUGGAAGACAAAGGUAGAUCCCGUGGAUGUGGAGUUAGAUUUGGCUCUCUAUUGUUGGAUAAAGUCUUGUUUCUCCCUAAAAUCCAUCCUGUGGAUAUUUGAAGGUGAGCGCUGGUCACAGUAAUCCAGUGGAAAAGUAAAGGGAAGACUUGGGAUGUCAAGGAUUCAUGAAUACUUGAAAAAGAUUUACAGAAAUUAAGUCUGGAAAUGCUGACUCUUCUUUUUGGAAGUCUUUGACUUUGUACAUUGACUUUCUUUUGCAGCAUUUAUUGUCUUUUUCAUUUAUAGCCUACAUGGUAAUGCAUUAAGUCCACAUGGUAAUAGAUGAAGUCCAAUGUGUUAUCAACUGAUAAAUGUAAUUAGAAGGCAACUGAGCCCAUCCUAAUUUUAUUUCACAUGUUGGGACAUGUGUCAGGACUGCAGGCGUUUUAAACUUUAAUUGCGAAUGCUUUCUUUGUUGUUUUAAAAGGCACAUUUUUCAUUUAAAGUAUGAUAUUGCUGUAUUGAGUGUUAUGGAAACCACUUUUAAUUUAAAAUGUAACAAACUAUUUAAACUUGUAUGUGAAAUGACAUUGAAUGCUAAGGAUUUUACACUUUUUUUUCAACUAUGAAAAAUGUUAUAUUUGUAUAUUGUAUAUGUAAUGAUUGUAUAUUUGACUUUAGAUUCCAUAAAAUACAUUUAUGUAGGGGAAUCAUUUAAUUUGUUGCACUUAUUUAAAUGUGUAGAUUAACUUAAUUUUCUGUAAUAAUUUUUUUAAAGGACACCAUUCUUGGGAUUCUGAGCAUAUUAUUUUGGAGGUGUCCUUGUCAUACUUUGACCCCUUAAUCAGACAGCUAAUAUAGAUAAGCAAGAUAUAAUACAUCACUGAGUAAUAAAGACAACAUCUUAGGUAAACUAAUAACUCUCUAAGAGAAGACAGCGCUUUAGUUUGUGUGAAGAAUGGGCCAAACGGGAUCCAGACACAAACCUCAAGCACGUAUCCUGCUCCUGGGGCUCGAUGGAGCUGGUAAAUCAACGCUUCUUUACAAACUCAAAUACAAUGAAGACUUCCACACAGUUCCAACAAUCGGAUUCAACGUUGAAAUGAUCGAAGCCAAGGGGAACAGGGACAAAAUUUCCUUGACAGUGUGGGAUGUCGGUGGCCAGACUAAAAUGCGAGUACACUGGAAGAAUUUUUACCAAGACACAGCUGGAAUUGUGUUCACCGUGGAUUCUUCUGACAUUAAACGGCUGGACGAGGCAAAGGGAGUGCUGGAACAGACCUUAAAGAGUGACCACCUCAGGGGACUGCCUGUGGUCAUUCUUGCCAACAAGCAAGAUAUUGAAGGAGCUGCAACAGUAAUAGAGAUCACAGAGCAGUUUAAUCUGAGAAAGAGCUGCAGUGACCGAGGUUGGUUCAUUCAGCCUUGUUCUGCAUUGACUGGAGUGGGUCUGGUGGACGGCUUCAGAAGAAUGGCACACCUGGUGAAAAUGACACCCGAGGACAAUAACAUCAAAGAGACUGUGAAAUACAUCAAAUCAAAAUAAGUGAUGUCAAUGAAGAAAUAGCCAACACAUAAUGACAUCUUGUCACAUCUAUGGAAGGUUAUGUUUACUAUCCUGCUAAUUAUAGUUGGGUAGAUAAUGUGAAAUAUUAACUUGCUAUACUGUAUGUUAAUAGAACUGUGUAAUGUGGAAGUGUAAACUAGCUAUUAUUUAUGAAUAUAACCACAAUUGAAUUUGCUUGUGUACUGUUUCUGUUACAUGCCUGUACAGUAACGUAACAAGACAGUGGCAUUAUGCAAAUUUGUUUUCAGAAGGCAACAUGUAAUGCAUAUCUAUAGAAGGUUAUGUACACUCGCUGAGCACUUUAUUAGGAACACUACCUAUCCAUGCGAUUAUCUAAUUAGCCAAUCAUAUGGCAGCAGUGCAAUGCAUAAAAUCACACAGAUACCGGUCAGGAGCUUCAUUUAAUGUUCAGAAUGUGUAAAAACUGUGAUCUCAGUGAUUUCAGCGACUGGCAUGAUUGUUGGUGCUAGACAGGCUGGCUUGAGUAUUGCUGAAACUACUGAUCUCCUGGAAUUUUCACGCACAACAGUCUCUUGUUUACCAAGACUGGUGUCAAAAAUGAAAAAUAUCCAGUGAGCGGCAGUUCUGCGGACGGAAACGCCUUGUUGAUGAGAGAGGUCAAGAGGUUAAUGUAACUCAGAUAACCACUCUGUACAAUUGUAGUGAGCAGAAAGCAUCUCAGAAUACACAUAUUGAACCUUGAGGCAGAUGGGCUAC